AUGUCCCUUACCAAGUACACCUCGACCGAGACGCUCCCCGCGUACUCGCCCGCUGCCGAGCCCAUCUCCCCCGUGGAGGAGAAGGCCGCGCUCGCGUCCCACAUCGUGGCGCUGCCGCACGAGCUCGACCCGGCGUCCGUCUGCGCGGCCUACGGCCACGACUCGCGCCCGAACCUCAAGACUGCGCUCGCCCUCACCGUCCCUUCCCCUUCAGCGUCGCCUACGUCCUCGCGAACCGCACCGUCCCGUGCAACCGGUGCGGCGUGCCCGUGCGCCGCUCUUGCUGCUGCCACGUGCCCCCGCCGCCGGCACGCCGCUCAAGAAGACUGUCUCGGCCGGUUCCUCGUCUACGGCGCACAGCGCUUGAUGCCGCCCCUUACCGGCUCGCCACGCAACGCCUAA
Vanrija pseudolonga is the source of this 402-nucleotide messenger RNA. RefSeq lists its product as uncharacterized. The record is from RefSeq and is a predicted model, not a curated record. Lineage: Eukaryota; Fungi; Basidiomycota; Tremellomycetes; Trichosporonales; Trichosporonaceae. The transcript has 2 exons. Bases 1 to 402 code for a protein of 133 amino acids.